AUGAACAACAGCGCCACGUCCACGUCCAUCAUCGACGAUCACCACGGGUUCGGCACCACGGCCAUCCACGGCGGUCAGGCCCCCGACGCGCAGACAGGAGCCGUUGCCGUGCCCAUUAUCCUCGCCAGCACCUUUGCCCAGUCGUCCCCGGGCGUCCCAGCCGGUCGCGAGCAAGCCACGUCGUUCGGUAAAGGCUUUGAGUACUCGCGCACGGGUAACCCGACGCGCGGGGCCCUCGAGCGCGCGCUCGCGGCCUGCGAACAGGGCCGCUUUGCGGUCUGCUACUCGUCCGGCAUGGCCGCCACGACGGCCGUGACGCACUUGCUCCAGCACGGGGACCACGUGCUCUGCAUUGACGACGUCUACGGUGGCACGCAGCGGUACUUUCGGCAGACGGUGCAGCCCACGUACGCCAUUGAGUUUGACUUUACUGAUAUGAGCGACUUGGACCACGUGGCGUCGCUCGUGCGUCCUGGGCAGACAAAGCUCUUGUGGGUCGAGAGCCCGACGAACCCGACGCUCAAGAUCACCGACCUGCGCGCCGUUGCGGCGUUCGCGCGCGCACAUAAGCUGCUGCUCGCAGUCGACAACACGUUCUUGUCGCCGUACUUUCAGAACCCUCUGACGCUCGGGGCCGACCUCGUCGUGCACAGCCUCACAAAGUACAUUAACGGACACAGUGACGUGGUCGGCGGCGUCGUCGUGACCAACUCGGACGAGCUCCACGCCAAGCUGCGCUUCGUGCAGAACGGCAUUGGCGCUGUGCCGUCGCCUUUUGACUGCUACUUGGCGCUCCGUGGCUUGAAGACGCUGCACGUGCGGAUGGCUGCCCAUGCCAAGAACGCCCAAGCCGUGGCCGAGUACCUGGAAUCGCACGCGGCAGUGGAGCGAGUGGUGUACCCCGGGCUGCCGUCGCACCCGCAGCACGCGAUCGCCAAAUCCCAAGCCUCGGGCUUUGGGGGUAUGGUCACGUUCUACAUACGCGGCGGCCUCGACAAGGCACGGGCUUUUCUCGAGCACCUCCAGGUGUUUACGCUGGCGGAAAGCCUCGGUGCAGUCGAGUCGCUCGCCGAAUCGCCGGCUAUCAUGACCCACGCGUCUGUGCCUCCUGCGAUCCGCAAGGAACUGGGCAUAUCGGAUUCCCUCGUCCGUCUCUCGGUUGGGAUCGAGGGGCUGCCCGAUAUCUUGGCAGACCUCGAGCGCGCGCUCGCGGCUGAGCCCGCGACUUCUUCGUAG
Molecule: messenger RNA, 1236 nt
Organism: Hyaloperonospora brassicae
Lineage: Eukaryota; Oomycota; Peronosporomycetes; Peronosporales; Peronosporaceae
Source: the annotation of a GenBank genome assembly